GAGCCUGGCGGCCCCGCCCGAGCCGGCCGCCUCCCGGCGCGUGCAAACUAGUGGCAGUUGGUGGGGCUCGGCGGCCGCCCGCUCCCGGCGCCUCAGCGCGGCACGCAUGCCAAGGCCCGGCGGCGCCAGGUUGUCUUCUGAAUUUUGGGUCUGAAGGUACCCUCUUGCUUUCUCAGCAAAUAAUGGACAUCGUUGGCUUUCUGAAGUCUCAAUUCAUUUGCCACCUUCUGAUCUGCUACAUAUUUAUAGUGUCAGGACUGAUCAUUAACUUCAUUCAACUCUUUACACUUAUACUUUGGCCAAUCAACAAGCAACUGUUCAGGAGGAUCAACUGCAGACUGGCUUACUGCAUUUCCAGCCAGAUGGUGAUGUUGCUGGAAUGGUGGUCAGGCACCAAUUGCACCCUCUACACUGACCCAGAAAGUUACAAGAAGUAUGGGAAGGAGAAUGCCAUCGUAAUCCUUAAUCACAACUUUGAAAUUGACUUUCUCUGUGGUUGGAACUUUUGUGAAAGAUUUGGGGUCUUGGGGAGUUCCAAAGUACUUGCAAAGAAGGAGCUCUCCUACAUGCCUAUCAUUGGCUGGAUGUGGUAUUUCCUAGAGAUAGUCUUCUGCAAGCGUAAGUGGGAGGAAGAUCGGAAAACAGUCAUGCAGAAGUUGCUGAAUCUCCGGGACUACCCUGAAAACUUUUGGUUUCUGAUUCAUUGUGAGGGCACAAGGUUCACAGAACAGAAGCACCAGAUUAGCAUGCAGGUGGCUGAAGCCAAAGGCCUCCCCAAGCUCAAGUACCACCUACUGCCACGAACGAAAGGAUUUGCUGUCACUGUGCAAUGUUUGAGAAAUGUAGUUUCUGCAGUCUAUGAUUCUACCCUCAAUUUUAGAAAUAAUGAGAAUCCAACAUUGCUGGGAGUUCUAAAUGGAAAGAAAUACCAUGCAGAUUUAUAUGUAAGGCGGAUUCCACUAGAGGAAGUCCCAGAAGAUGAGCAGGAAUGUUCUAACUGGCUCCACAAAUUGUAUCAAGAAAAGGAUGCGUUCCAGGAAGAGUACUACCGAACAGGAACCUACCCAGCCGUCCCUGUAGUACCACCCCGGCGACCAUGGACGCUUUUGAACUGGCUUUUCUGGGCCUUAUUGCUGCUCUAUCCUUUAUUCAAGCUGCUCAUCAACAUGAUCAACAGUGGAUCAUCGCUGACACUGGCUAGUUUUGCGUUUGUCAUUGUAAUAGCUUCUGUUGGUGUCAGAUGGAUGAUAGCCGUUACAGAAAUUAACAAGGGCUCCACCUACGGUAACAAUGACAACAAGCAGAAACAAAAGUAGUACCUUCAGAGACUGCUUCAAUCCAAAGGGAAUAAAUGCAACUUCUGAAAACUCUUAAGUGCGUAUCAUGGUCCUUCAGGUGAGAUCAGAGGAAGGGUAGGAUGAGCAACUGCCAUGCAUAUCUGAUUUUGUGCUCCUGUUACUUUUCUCUGGGGGUUUGGGCUGGAUGACCUGCUUGAAAGAUGCACUCUGUCGUAUACUCUCUACAACAGGUUUGCAUUCGUUUGGUUGGUUUGUUUUCCUAUAAAGUGUCCUAAGUUUUGAAGAAAAAAAUAAAUAUCCAAUGUGCUUGUAUGAUGAGACUCUACCUGGAAACUAACCAGAGGUGCAGGCUUUAUCUUUCUUAACUUGCUCUAAGGAAUGGAUGUCGAAAGAUUGUUACAAGAUGAUUAAAAUCGAUAGUUGUGUAGAUUACACAUUAACAGUUUAACAACCAUAAUCUGUCAAUGUUUAAAUACGGUAAGAUGCUCUGCUUGGUUAUACCAGUGUUGGACUGAAGCAGCUCUCCUGAACCAGCAGAACUGCAGGAGAGUUUCUCUACAUCUAGAACUUACUCCCGCAGCGUGCCCCGCGUGGGGCACAGACCCCAGCUGAGGGCCCGCUGCGUUACAUCCCAGCCUUGCAGGGGCAGAACCUGGAGUGGAGUUUGCCCUUGUGGCCUGAACAGAGCUACGUGUCCCACUGCCACAUCUUGCCCCAGGCAGUACAUCAGAGGGAUAAGCUGAAACCUGUAAUUCUUUUGAGAGUAAACGCCAUUUAUCGUUUGGAAAAACUGAGGUAAUAAAAUUCCUUUCAGCUUUAAACACUGAUUAGAAUUCUAGGCCUCCCUAACAAAGGUGGAAACAAAACAACUGGGUAUGCUGUGAGUAAUGCAAAGUGUGCAUUAAACGUUCUGCCCCACACCCAUACUGUUGUGAUCCCAAUUAAUCUGCUUGUCUGUCUUUUCUGAUAAAUUAGUUUAUGUGGUGCCUCAUAGCAGUCAGCCCGAGGCAAUAUUUAAAUUAUCUUUUGCUUUUCUUUUGGGGAGAAGAGGGGAAGUAGGAGAGACCUAGGACAGUGGUGUGGCUUAGUUUUUUAUGGCUGGCUGGACUUGCUUUGACACCCUUAUGAAUUAAAUAAAACUAGAAUCAAGCCCCUUGGGAAAACUGUGUUGUGCUGACAUCCCUGGUACUGAUUCCAGGACAGCCUCCUCUUGUUUCUAAACUUCAAGAGUUAAGGAUAUGCAAGUUACUAGAAAGAGCUUGUUUAGAAAAAGAACAAGGAAAAGCGGGGACUUCCAACUACCAGCAAUUACGAUUAGAUUUUAAAAGACCGGUGGUUUGUUUUUUUUCCAAAGAUACUGAUGCUGAGCAGUGGGGAUUAUGAUUGGCACUUUCAUUGAUGCUACAUUUUCACAGCACAUAUGUAUAAACCGUGAUAGUCUAGUAAUGAAAAGCCUGCAUGGCUCUAGAGAAGAAAGUGAGCAGUCUUUGUUCUAGCAGCUGGAAUAAAAACCAUUUCUCUUUCCCUAUAAUAAAACUGAGGCCAGAAGAAAGCGGGGCUAAUACAGCAGCAUGUGAAUCAUUCCAUGAAAUAUGCAUUUGCUGUUCAGUCCAUCAGUUCAUCUAGAAACUAGUCUUUUUAAAUCUACAGCACCUAAAGAGCAGGUGGAGCUGUGCUUUGAGCAUGGGGCAGCAAGAAAAGUUUUUUGAGAGUGGAGGCAGUAAAACGUACAA
This is a messenger RNA of Calidris pugnax (ruff), 3031 nucleotides long. RefSeq names its product 1-acylglycerol-3-phosphate O-acyltransferase 4 (gene AGPAT4). The transcript is spliced from 9 exons. The coding region runs from base 183 to 1316 and encodes 377 amino acids. Lineage: Eukaryota; Metazoa; Chordata; Aves; Charadriiformes; Scolopacidae. The record is from RefSeq and is a predicted model, not a curated record. Gene Ontology annotation, molecular function: 1-acylglycerol-3-phosphate O-acyltransferase activity. Gene Ontology annotation, cellular component: mitochondrial outer membrane; endomembrane system.